AUGUCUGCUACAACUACUUUAAUAACCUUCAUGGUCCGAACGCCACCAACCACGCGCACCGUCAGCCUAUGGGGAUCUUGGGAUAACUUCAACACGCCGUACCCUAUGAAGAGGGAUAGCCGAAUAGGUCCUGAGCAUUGGUCUGGCUGCCACAACUUCGCCAAUAUCAUCUGUGAUGGUAGACUAGAUGGCGAAGUCCAGCCUCGGCAAGGUGGCUUGAAAAUGGGUGGCACAUACUGGUACUAUUACAAACUCGACGACGACCUCGACUUUCAUAACGCUGUGGAACCCGCCACAACUCAAUGCCCCAUGUUACCAGGCCAGCUGGUAAAUGUUCUGAACGUUCCCGUCAACCUCAGCGGAGGUCGAUCUCGGAAUGCUAGCGUGAGCUCAACAACCUCUGACCUUUACACCAUGAACCCUAACGACAAAUUCGUCAAUCCGCGGCCUGUUCCCAAGCCACAACUUCCGCGCCUGAGAACAUCGCCAACUUUACCUCAGGAAACCUGGCCAGCCUUUACCCCAACUUCUGCUUCAUCUGGCCGAGCAGGACGCUCUGCAACAUCCGCCGGGACGGGCAGUGCAUCGACUCUCCGAUUCCGCUCGAAGUCUCCCGGGAGUGCGUUGUCUGGGAGCAUUCGAUCAGCAUUCAGAUCCUUUCGCACGCCAAGAUCUCGGAGUCCAGAAGGACGUUUGCCUCGGUCAGCUAACAGAUCACCCACCAAAUCUAAUUUCAUCAAGCGUCCAGGACUUUCUGCGGGAUCAUCUAGGGACGCUUCACCGAGCGUUCGAAGUGAUCAUGACCUUGUGUUUCGGCGGAACACGGACGGCGACCAAGCUGCUGAGCAAGUUGAUAUUGUAUCGUUCCAGCAACAUCGCCGCCAACGGUCUCGAUCUCGCGAUCCAUCAUCACUGCGGAAUUCGCUUAUCAUCGAGACCAACUCGCCCGCCAUCUUCCAAGACUUCGAGAGCCAGCGAGCCCAUGUACUCAGUGCUGUCAAAGAAGUCGUCUCAACACAAAACACUCCAGCUAAUCCGAUGGUCGUCGAACCUGCUGAUCAGUCUCCGGCUUUCGAUUUCAGCGACCUAAGCAAACGCCUCCCGACGCUGCCAAACACUCCAUCCUCCGCAUAUCCCCCAAGUACGAUCUUCAGCGAGUCUGUCAACAUAGAAGUGCUGCAGAGUCAUUUCUCAAGUACGACUAUUGACACGACUCCCAGUGAAGGUGACGGACUCACACCGAACUCUCUACACUUUUCUGUGGGCACAGGGAGAUUGGACCUCACAUCGUUGUAUUGCGACAGCGUUAUUGUCGACGAGCCGAUGAGCAGUUUGCUGGCCUCGUUCCCUGCUACACCAAAGAGAACAGGCGAUAAGGAGAGGUUCGAUGAGACUGAAUUCGAGGACACGCCGCAAAGAAGCUGCCAACCGAACGGAACGCUUGGCCUAUCUACCUCGUUCAGUACGUCAACGGUGAGCUCUGUGUCAACCGCUUCGGUCCCAGCGAGCCCGACAGAAGACUAUGAGCAAACAGCGCUGCCGCAGUCGCCACUCGAGAGGAAAGGCUCUGACACUUCCAACCGAUUUCAAUAUCAUCACUAUCGACUUCCAUCAUCGGCAUUGGGAUCAGAGAUCACCUUGAAAUCGCCGACGACCAAGCGCGAAGGAUUCGUGCAUGUUUCCCCGGGCCUUCCUUACGAACUCGAUGUCCCGGAGGGCUCUGCAGAUACAACUCUGAUGGCUCACUCCACAGGCAUGCAGCAAUUGAUGGAAGAGCUUAGCUACUUAGGCGGGAUGAUCCACCAAAAUUAA
Molecule: messenger RNA, 1812 nt
Organism: Cyphellophora attinorum
Lineage: Eukaryota; Fungi; Ascomycota; Eurotiomycetes; Chaetothyriales; Cyphellophoraceae
Exons: 1
Coding region: 1-1812 (603 amino acids)
Source: RefSeq, a predicted model, not a curated record